CCCCUCUCCAGGCGCCUACCCUUCUGAUGCUCCCAGUAUCUCAUGUGUAUUUUGCGCUGGUGAGCAUUUCCUGGUCGACUGCCAACAGGUGAAGGCACAGCCACACGAAGCCAAGGUUGAGUUUCUGAGAUCAAAAGGCCUUUGUUUUGGCUGUUUGAUGAGGGGACACUUAAGCAAAGAAUGUAAAAGAAGGUUGACCUGUCAGAAAUGUCAAAGACAGCACCCCACUAUCCUGCACAUUGAAGGAAGAGAGAGAUUUAGAUCUCUGAAGGCAGAUACGAGGGGUGUAGCGGUAAAGACCAAAGGAAGCCACUACAUUCAAGUCAAAAAACUCAGUGAAGGAUUUCUAUCGGAAGGAAAUCUCCGGUUCGGACACACGCUGGAUAUUGUUCUAUUUGUAAUUGCAUGUAAGGACAGCUCGCUUGGAAGGAUUUGAACUACUAGAAUUCGCCAGCCCUUCAUCUAACUGCCCAGGAUACCAUAGCACCAUGGCUCCCCAGUUGUUGCCGUUGUUGUCUCUGGUCUCAACUCUCUACCUGGUGGCCCAGGGACAGGAGCAGCCUCAACCCAUAGAGGAGGAACCUAUCACAGCGAAGAACAUCCAGCUUCUGGGUGGCUGGUUCAGCAGAGACCCAGAGAGCCUGGAGGUGCAGACCACUGCUAAAGCUGCUGUGGACCACUUUAACACCCAGUCUAAUGCCAGGAAAUUCUUCAGACUGAUCAAUGUCAUCUCUGCUGAGACUCAGGUGACUAACAUGAUCAACUAUAGGAUCGAGGUGAUCAUCGGGAAGACCAAGUGCCUCAAGACAGAGCACAACUCAGAUGUGGAGUCCUGUGUUCUGGGGAAAAAGCGCCUGACAUGUACAUUUGAGGUGUGGUUUAACCCUCGCAAUGAAAAGUACGAGAUCACCAACUCCUCUUGCCAGAAGCAAAUCUGACUCCAGAUCAGUUUCAACCAACAACUACAUGAUCUGUCCUCUUCCUCCUGUAAUAAGUAACACUGACUCUAGACCAGUCAUCACAGUCUACUGACUACCUGAACAUGACAAUGACUAUCUACAGAGUUACGCUACAACGGAAUGCUUCAUCAUUGAAUGACUUGACUUUUCAAAACUGCUUAGAUUUCUUUUAGGAUUUGAUGUGAUUUUGUUUCUAAUAAAAUCGUUUUCAACUGACAUUA
Molecule: messenger RNA, 1180 nt
Organism: Oncorhynchus mykiss (rainbow trout)
Lineage: Eukaryota; Metazoa; Chordata; Actinopteri; Salmoniformes; Salmonidae
Source: RefSeq, a predicted model, not a curated record